CCACCCAGCCGCCCAAUAUGUCCGUCAGCGCCAGGAAGCGCGCGGGGCCUCCGAAGCCGCCUCGCCCGCCGCCGCCGCCGCUAUGCAUUGUGGGGCAGCGGCAGCAGAUCCAAGAUGGCGGCCAGCAGGAGGCUGAUGAAGGAGCUUGAAGAAAUCCGCAAAUGUGGAAUGAAGAACUUCCGUAAUAUCCAAGUUGACGAAGCUAACUUAUUGACUUGGCAAGGGCUUAUUGUUCCUGUGAGUACAAAAGCUGCUGUUGGGAUUGAAAUCAACUUUCCAGCAGAGUAUCCAUUCAAACCUCCUAAGAUUACAUUUAAAACAAAGAUCUAUCACCCUAACAUCGAUGAAAAGGGUCAGGUUUGUCUGCCAGUAAUUAGUGCAGAAAACUGGAAGCCAGCCACCAAAACUGAUCAAGUAAUCCAGUCCCUCAUCGCACUGGUGAACGAUCCCCAGCCCGAGCACCCACUUCGGGCCGACCUAGCCGAAGAAUACUCUAAGGACCGUAAAAAAUUCUGUAAGAACGCUGAAGAGUUUACAAAGAAAUAUGGUGAAAAGCGACCAGUGGACUAAACUCUGGCACAGUUGAUGCCAGCAGUGUGUGAUAGAAGAUCUGGAGCAGUGCAUUUCAGACACCCCACAAAGCAGGACUCUCUGGAAAAUUGACAAGUGCCACCUUUCGGUGUUAACUUGUGGCUGUUACUAACUUUCUACAGUUUCUUAAUCAAAAGUGGUCUAGGCAACCUCUAAAGAAAGGAUUAAAAUUUAAGAUGUUCUAGUUCUGCUUUCUUUGUUUAAAAUCACUGCUUCAAUAUACUUUAAAGGAUGCUGUUUCUUUUUUUUCCUUGUCAGAAUUUAUGAAAAAUACCUUAGACUUAUAAUCUGCCCUUGAAAGUUCAGAAGGUUGUGGCUGUUAUUAUUUUUUUUCCCCUUGCAGUUCCUGUUUAUCACUUUUUUUCUCCUUUCCCCCUCCCACCCCCCAAAAAGAGAAAACACCAUGACAUUGAUGUCUUAGCAAAAUUUUAUUGUUGUCCUGGCAAAAAAGAAGAAGACGAAAGUUCAAUGUUUGGCAGUGAGUUUCUUUUUAUUUCCCUCUCUUAAAUGUUGAGCUGCACUUCAUGAAACUUGAUCCCAAGUUUCUAUUAACUUCAGUUUGUAACAUAAUAAAAAUCACCACAUGUACACUGCAAAAUAAUCAGAACCAAACCCAGAUCUUGUGUAAAUUUGGCUGAUGUUACCACAAUAAUGUUUAUUAAAUGGGGAACUCCAAGCUUCUGUGUGCACGAGUGAAUUAAAAUAUGACUUCUAUGUCCUGCUUUUUGGAAAAGUUGACACAGGAUUUGCUGUAGCAAAAGAAUAGUGAUUUUCCCCCCCAUGUUUAUUCUUAAUAUCUAUGCAGACUACCUAUUAGAAAGAAUUGCUGAGAACUGUUACAAACUUGGGAGAAUUUUAGAUGAGGGACCAAGAGGUACCAAAGUUGUUUUUUUUAAAAAGAAAAGAAACACAGCUUGAGACCUCCCUAUCCUGACCUCUGAGGGGGGUGUCCAGAGGGAGAGCUUCUCAAAAUCUUAAUAUUUUAAGCGGGGCAUUGAGUGCAUCUUUCCAUCUUAUUACCUCUCUGCUAUGAAACGGUCAGUGGAACUUUCCCCUAAUACUGGCUUGUCUGUUUCUGUUGCACAUUGCAGUGCGAAGUUUCCUUAAGCAAUAAGUGGCCAAUAGUCGAGACGAAAGCUAUUCUCGUUCUUAGGAGAGUUUGUAUGAAGUGUGCCACUCUGGAACCAGAUGAUUUAAUAAUGUUUUCCAGGGACAAAGAAGAUUUAUUUGUGUGUUUCCCCCUUUGGUUCCCAGUCAUCGAUCCCGCCCUUUCUGUUUGUUUUUAAUAUUGUAGGACAUGGUGGAAAGUGAUCUAGCCAGGUCACCAAAGCCACCUACAUUAGAAUACCUGGUUUAAGAAAGCAUUUCUCUCCCUUCCUGGCAAUCUCUUAUCAAAGAAUAGGAAGCUCAUAUCAUUUCUAUUUGGUGGGAACUUGCAUUAGUGGUGUGCCCAGGGGUCCAUCAGUAGUCUUUGCCACCGCAGCCUUUCAGUUCUAGUGCGUGUCAGAGGAACAGUAGAGUGACCUGUUUUCUAUAUGUCCUUUUUCCUUCCCUUCCUACUCCCAACUUUGUUUUAAAAACUUAAGAAGAUGGGCAGCCAAGUACCUCUGUUAAAAAGUAAAAAAAAAACAGUUUUUUUCCUUUAUAAGUUUUGGGUACGAAGCAUCUGUUUUUAAGUGUUCUUAGACAAAUUCUUAGGUAGGCAAUUAAAGUAAAAGAAAAAAAACUACCUUUACUUACGGACACUUGCCAUUUCCUGUGUGUGUGUGUGUGUGUGUUCAGGCUUGGUGAUCAGCACUGUCUUAUUACCAAAAUUUCCACAAUUUUUUGUGUCUUCAUUUGCAGAAAGUUGGUACUGACUUUGUUUCAUUCACGCUCACGCAGAUUCAAAAAUAAACAUAAAAUGCCAAA
Messenger RNA from Sphaerodactylus townsendi, 2502 nucleotides. RefSeq names its product ubiquitin conjugating enzyme E2 L3 (gene UBE2L3). NCBI's taxonomy places the organism in Eukaryota, Metazoa, Chordata, Lepidosauria, Squamata, Sphaerodactylidae. The record is from RefSeq and is a predicted model, not a curated record. The transcript is spliced from 4 exons. The coding region runs from base 115 to 570 and encodes 151 amino acids.